Messenger RNA from Cornus florida, 2257 nucleotides. Its product is annotated as PHD finger protein MALE MEIOCYTE DEATH 1-like. Lineage: Eukaryota; Viridiplantae; Streptophyta; Magnoliopsida; Cornales; Cornaceae. The transcript is spliced from 3 exons. The record is from RefSeq and is a predicted model, not a curated record. The coding region runs from base 1 to 2067 and encodes 688 amino acids.
AUGUCGAUCCCAAUCAUUGAUGCUUGCAAGAAGAGGAAGAGAACGACAAAGCUCUAUGGACUCCAGAGUUUCGCUGACCAGAAUUUCCCAAUCGCAUCCUCAGGUCCAUUUCGCGACAAUGUUCGAUUGUUUCUUCAGGAAUGUUGUGAGCUCGAAGACUACAAUGUCGAAGGCAUGCCCGUUUGGUGCACAAUGCUUGUGCACGAGAACAGAGGCUUUCUGGUUCCUCUUUACACCAUUGAAGAGAGCGUCAAGCAUUCUCUCCGACCCUUGUGCGACCACUGCCAAUGCACAGGUUGGAAGCAUCAUCUUCUGACAAAACGAAAGUAUCAUAUGAUAAUUCCAGUGGAUGGUGAGUGGUAUAAGCCUCUGAAAGAGGGUGUUUUUGAUCUGCAAACCCAUCUCUUGCAUGGAUUGAUUCACUGCAAUGGGUUUGGCCAUCUGCUCUGCAUCAAUGGAAUUGAAAGCGGAUCUCAGUACCUCUCUGGUAGAGAAAUAAUGGAUCUCUGGGAUCGAAUCUGCUCAAGUCUUCAUGUGAGGAAAAUUACAGUUGAGGAUGUGUCUAAGAAGCGGUCAAUGGACCUUCGGCUGCUCUAUGGGGUCGCUUACGAACGCUCCUGGUUCGGUCAAUGGGGUUACAGAUUUUGCCGUGGAAGCUUUGGAGUGACUGAGCACAAUUAUGAAAGAGCAAUUGAUAUUCUCAGUUCAAUGGAACUUGAUAAGGUCAUACAGGAUUUCUCUCAUACAAAGCCAUACAGAGAUGUCAGGCAGAUCAUUCUUUGUUACAGAAAUUUGAGCGAAACCCAGUUGAAUACAAUCAGAGAUAUCCUAAAAUUCAUGCUUACUGUCAAGUCUCGAGCUCCACAACUAAUAAGUUCGGCCCAUGCUGCAACUGCGUCUUCAUCUUCUUCAAAGCUUUUGAAGAGAAAAGCCCUGCAAAACAAUACAGCGGCGAAGAAAACAUCUGGGAGGUACAAUAAAUUUGCAACUGUGGCUACUAAUUGGGAUAGCCGAUGGUCUGUAAGAAGAAUGGAAAAGACAGCAAAUGUAAUUGUCAACGCAAUAAAAGAAAAGAAAGCAUCAAACAGUUUCAGCAAUGGUGGUAUGACUAGGCAGGAAGCACGAGAUGCAGCUCGCCUGCUCAUAGGCGACACAGGAAUGAUUGAUUUUGUGCUGAAAUCAAUGAACAACGUAAUUGUCGGAGGUUACAUUGUCCACCGGGCUGUGAACCCAUCAACUCGGCUUCUAGAAUUUUCAAUUCAGGAGAUUGGGAAUGAUGUCCAGGUCGAUGAGGAGCCCAGACCUGUAAUAGUUCCUGAGCCACUUCCAAGGUCGGAUAUUAUACCAGGGAUUGAUGUUUAUAGUGAUCUGUCUUACUUGUAUACAAAUGUGCUAUUGGGUCACCCAGAGUCGGUGGUUAAAUUGGCCGUUGAAACAAUUCUGAACAGCAAGCUUUUUGUGAAGGAGUGGCCAUUUAGGGAUCAACAAGGUGAAUUACUGAGAUUCAUCUUCCAGGUAAUGCCAAGCUUGAGUGAUUUAGAAACUGAUUUGACAAGAGGAUUCCUGCCCAAAGAGUAUAUUGAGGUUCCAGUGCAUGCUACAAUUGGUGAGCUGAAGGCAAUGGCGCAGAAUGCAAUGAGGGACACUUACUGUGUUAUGGAACGUUUUGUGGUGACAGAUAUUGAAGAAAUGGAGGAAAUGGAGGAUGAUGAAGUGCUCAGUAGCGUGGUUGAGCCAGGUUCCGAGCUUACGCUGAGAGAGUAUGGGAUCAAUUUGGACAAAGAGCUGAAGUAUGAAGGCGGGGCAGACAAUUGGGAAGUCAGGUGCAAGUGUGGGGCAGAGGACGAUGAUGGGGAGAGGAUGGUAGCUUGUGACAUGUGUGAGAUAUGGCAGCACACUCUCUGCAGUGGCAUCGAGGAUGCAGAAGCUGCGCCGCCACUGUUUGUAUGUGAGGAAUGUUGUGCUUCACUUAUGCCCUCAAGAAUUGAUCCUCGCUUUGAGUGGGACUUUAUGGAGGCUUCAAUGUAUCCUUCUAUGGCUGAGCUUGGAAUGGACAUCAUGCAGUGAAUGUGGUUUCUAGCAACUGUUAGCAGCCAUAUUAGGUAAGUAGUUUCUUGGCUAACAUGUGCUGUGAAUGUCGAUGACCACGAGCUGGUUAAACAUUUCUACAGCUCAUUUUGGUUUUACAAUUGUUGUGAUAUAGAUUUUACUAGUGAUGGGCAAAUGUUAGAAACAUGUUCAAUCUUUCACACAUGAA